AUGGUAGAGGAAGAUCACAAGGUGGGCGAGGAGGAAAUCAUUGAGGCUGUUGAAUUCGAGGUAAUGAUAAUGCAGGUUGAUGAGCAGCGCAACCAAGCAAGGAGGUUGUAUGUCAAGAUGAAAGGGCUGAUUUUUAUGCCUUUCCAGUCUGUGACUCUAGAGAUCCCGGGUAGGGAAAAGUUAGAGUGGGAAAGGGUGUAUAUGCCUAAGCCAGCUAAGGUCAUAUCCUCCAUUCGGGCUAGGAAACUGGUGGGGAAGGGAGAAAUGUUUCCUACUGGAUUUCCUGGUAUGCCUUCGAAUAGAGAUAUAGAUUUUUGCAUUGAUUUGGAACCUGGUACCUACUCCAUUUCCAUUCCUCCUUAUCGCAUGGCUCCGACGGGGUUAAGAGAGAUUAAGGCUCAAAUUGAGGAACUUCUUGAUAAAGGGUGUGUCAGUUUUUCUAAGAUUGAUCUAAGGUUUGGUUACCAUCAGUUAAAGAUUUGGCCUGAGGAUGUACCAAAUAUGACAUUCAGGAACCGCUAUGGGCACUGUAGGGUGUUAUCUAGAAUUGAGGUUAGGGCCACAUUCAUUAAGGAGAUCAAGGCCAAACAAUUUAAGGAUGACAGUUUGAAUGAGCUCAAAAAGAAGACAGUGUCUGAGUCUCAUGGCUCGCGGUACUCUAUUUAUCCAGGUGUGACCAAGAUGUACCAAGAUUUGAAGCGACUUUAUUGGUGGCCUGACUUGAAGAAAAACAUAGCUGAAUUUGUGGCUAAGUGCCAAAACUGUCAACAUGUAAAGUAUGAGCAUCUAAGACCUGUAGGUUUUCUUCAGAGAAUGUCAAUUUCGGAAUGGAAGUGGGAAAGGAUAGCCAUGGACUUUGUGGUUGGUCUCCCCAAGACAUUGAGAAACUUUGAUUCUAUUUGGGUAGUGGUUCACAGAUUGACUAAGUCAUCCCAUUUUAUUCCAGUCAGAAUAGAUUAUAAUGCUCAGCAAAUGUCUAAGGUUUAUGUGAAAGAGAUAGUGAGGCUGUACAGGGUGACCAUUUCUAUCAUCUCAGACCGUGGGCGAAUGGCUUAUUGGUUGGCCUUACCUGUUAGCUUAUCGGGAGUUCAUCUGGUAUUUCAUGUAUCGACUUUCAAAAGGUAUCAUGGGAACGGGGAUUACAUCAUAAAAUGGAACUCAAUUUUGUUAGACAACGAUCUUCAAUAUGAGGUGGAACCGGUGGCAAUUCUUGAUCGCGAUAUCCAGAAGCUGAGGACCAAGGAGAUAAAGUAG
Molecule: messenger RNA, 1254 nt
Organism: Solanum stenotomum
Lineage: Eukaryota; Viridiplantae; Streptophyta; Magnoliopsida; Solanales; Solanaceae
Exons: 7
Coding region: 1-1254 (417 amino acids)
Molecular function (GO): nucleic acid binding
Source: RefSeq, a predicted model, not a curated record